AUGGCUAGUGACGGCUUCUUCGAGGAUGUGGCGGCGUGCUUUGGCACGAAAGCACAUCAAGAACAGAGUCCGCAAUCCGGUGAAGUUUUUGCUGUCUCGUCCGAAUUGAGUACCAAUAUCACGAGUGUGUCAAGCUGCGGGACGCUGGGGGACACUAUUAAAACACGGAAGGAGAAGGAGGCACUUCGGAAGAGGCAGUACCACCACCGACUUCGAGCCGAGCGCGACACACUACGGCGAGAGGUGGACGAAUUAACUCUUCAGCUACAGCGAUUAAAACAGACUCAAGCCGGAAGAAGCCUUGCGAUUUACGAGCGUCACCAGCACGUCAUAGCGGAGACUGAGCAAAUUCUUCUCUUUGCGGCCGCGAGAGCCCAAGCUGCGCAUAUUGAGACGUAUCAUGGCCACCAAUCGGCUGCCAGUGUGACCACGACCCCAGUAGAUUCGAUACUUCAAGCCCCUGCCCGCUCAAGCUUCGACCAGAUUUUGUUUGUGGUCCACUUGAGGGGGUUAGAGUCGUGCUGCGCCCGAGUUGAUCAAGUAUUUCGCGAGCUGGAGAUGAUUAAUCUGCCCGACGGAGUUACAACCACGCUGUAUCGAUGCCAAGACGGUGGGGGUGCGAUGCAACACCUAAACAAGUUUGUCCAGCCGUACAACUACGAAGACACCCAUACAGCGAUAUGGAAGCUGUCCAAGCUGCACCACCGACAGCAGGAUCGAGAGAUGUUCCUCGGUCUGAUUGAUGAUGAAGAAUUCAACGUGAUCAGGUUCCGCCUGAUCCGCACGUUAGCAGACGGGAGAAAUGUUUCCGUGCUCCAACGGUACAUCAUCCGUCGACGUGUGGAGAAGAACCGCACGAUGUUGGUCUGGAAAACCAUCUCGGAGGGGGAAGGAUACUUUUGUGGGUUGUAUAUGGACGAGUCGGGGUGGGUCUGUAUUGAGCCUGCGACGGAAGAGGGCUCGACUUUGGUGAGGAUUUGUGUCCGUCAAACUCCUAUGCGCUUCAACUUUUGCCGCGUGCCUCCGUCGGUUAUUGGCGAGUUCGCUCGAGUGAUGCAGAGCUCAGUGGAAGAGGAUAUGCGGGAGAUCUCGAGUUCUCUUGAUAAACUGCAGCUGGACGCUACGUUGGAAGGCAUCGACAUUUAA
Phytophthora sojae is the source of this 1146-nucleotide messenger RNA. RefSeq lists its product as hypothetical. The record is from RefSeq and is a predicted model, not a curated record. Bases 1 to 1146 code for a protein of 381 amino acids. The transcript has a single exon. NCBI's taxonomy places the organism in Eukaryota, Oomycota, Peronosporomycetes, Peronosporales, Peronosporaceae.